Messenger RNA from Neoarthrinium moseri, 846 nucleotides. RefSeq lists its product as uncharacterized. The record is from RefSeq and is a predicted model, not a curated record. NCBI's taxonomy places the organism in Eukaryota, Fungi, Ascomycota, Sordariomycetes, Amphisphaeriales, Apiosporaceae. Bases 1 to 846 code for a protein of 281 amino acids. The transcript has 2 exons. Gene Ontology annotation, molecular function: oxidoreductase activity.
AUGACCGUUGAGGUUUCUCCAACGCCCCGUCACGUCAAAACCACCAUCAAUUACUACAAAGACCCAGGGGAUGGGACUGAGCAUGCUGCGAGUCUUGCAGGCAAGCGAAGCACGUUCAACCAGCCAAAUGUAGAUUUCGGCGUUGUGGUGACAGACAUCACCGGGAAUGAGGACCAUUACACUCUUGACAGCCACGGAUUUCAAGUUUUCCACCACGUAAGCCAGGAGAAGGAGUUCAUAGACGAGGCUCGUAUCAAGGAAGUCUACUAUCCUGAGAUUGAGCAGCUGCUCAAGCGUGUUACUGGAGCCUCGCGAGUUUUCCUUUUUGAUCACACCAUCCGCAAGCCGAAACCCGAUGCCGCGGACCCAGAUGAUGAGCGCCGCCCCGUAAAGCGUGCUCAUAUCGACCAGUCGGAGCAGGCCUCCAUCAACCAAGUCUUGCGGCACCUCGGCGAGGAUGCUCCCCGGCUGCUCCAGUCACGCUUCCAGGUCAUCAAUAUCUGGCGGCCGAUCCAAACGAUCUACCGUGACCCGCUCGCAGUUUGUGACUCGCAUUCGGUUCCGGACGAGGACAUUGUCCCAGUGAAGCUGAUCUACCCAGACUGGGUAGGCGAGCCAUGCACUAUCCUGCCCAACGAGAAACACAGGUGGUACUACAAGUUUGCGCAGACGCCCGAAACUGUUAUGGCUAUCAAAUGCUACGAUUGGAAGAAGGACGGCCGUGCACGGCGGGUGCCGCACGCGGCCUUCACGGACUACGAGAUGAUGGACCGAGAUCCCCGGCAGAGCAUUGAGGUCCGCGCACUUGUAUUUCACGAGGAUGAUACGGUCCAGGGUCAACCAUGA